CGGGGCGCAUGCGCGUGAUGCUGCCGACGAUGAGGUCACUCGUCGUAGGGAUUAGAUGCAACCGUCGGUGGUUCAGUCAAGGGUCACUGCCUGCUCAACCGAAAUCCCGAGUAGCGCAGUUCAAAGAGGAGCUUGCCGCCCUGACGGCGAAGGCAUACAAGGGAGGAGGCCAGGAGCGCAUAGACAAGCAGCAUGAGAAGGGGAAAUUGACAGCCAGAGAGCGUCUUGAGAUCCUGCUGGACGAGGGUUCAUUCAUCGAGUACGACCAGCUGCUCGAGCACCGUUGCGCGGAAUUCGGCAUGGAGAAGCAGAAGUACCCUGGAGAUUCAGUGGUGACUGGGCAAGGAGCGAUCAACGGAAGGCUUGUGUUCGUCUUCAGCCAAGACUUCACCGUGUUGGGAGGAAGCUUGUCCGAGGCCCACUCGUUGAAGAUUCAGAAGAUCAUGGACAAGGCCAUGCGAGUGGGUGCACCUGUGAUCGGACUGAACGAUUCAGGAGGAGCGCGCAUCCAGGAAGGAGUUGACUCCCUCGGAGGAUAUGCGGAAAUUUUCCAGAGGAAUGUGCUGGCGUCAGGCGUCGUUCCCCAGCUCUCAGUGAUCAUGGGACCAUGUGCUGGAGGGGCUGUAUACUCUCCUGCGUUGACGGACUUCAUCAUCAUGGUUGAGAACACUUCGCAUCUGUUCAUUACUGGUCCUCAGGUUGUCAAGACAGUGACUCAUGAAGAUGUGACAACAGCGGAGCUCGGAGGAGCAGCGGUGCACACUAAGAUCUCAGGAGUUGCGCACCUCUCAGCAGAGAACGAGAUCGACGCGCUGCAAGCGACCAGGAGACUCUUCAACUUUCUUCCGUUGAACAACAAGGAGCAGGCGCCGAGAAGGUACACCCAGGAUCGACGAGACAGGCAGGAAUUGUCGCUCGGUCGGAUUGUCCCCGAUGAUCCCAACACUCCUUACGACAUGCAUGAGAUCAUAAAGAAGAUUGUUGAUGACAACGAUUUCUACGAGAUCAUGCCGGCUUACGCGCAAAACAUCAUCUGCGGUUUCGCUCGCCUUGAGGGAAGAACCGUCGGAGUUGUCGGCAACCAGCCGCUGCAUCUUGCAGGCUGCCUGGACAUCGACGCCUCAGUCAAAGGCGCUCGCUUCGUGCGGUUCUGCGACUGCUUCAAUAUCCCCAUCCUGACCAUGGUCGAUGUGCCUGGAUUUCUUCCUGGGCUCUCUCAAGAGCAGGGAGGCAUCAUCAGGAAUGGCGCGAAGCUGCUCUAUGCCUACGCGGAGGCGACAGUGCCGAAGCUCACGGUUAUCACACGCAAGGCCUAUGGUGGAGCGUAUGAUGUGAUGGCAUCGAAGCAUCUGCGUGGAGACAUCAACCUCGCCUGGCCCAACUCAGAGAUUGCGGUGAUGGGAGCAGCAGGUGCUGUGAACAUCAUUUUUCGAGGGUUGGAUGGCUCGAGGACGAAGGCGGAGGUGGAGAAGUACGAGAGGCUUUUUGCGAACCCCUUGACCGCAGCGAGGAGAGGAUACAUCGAUGCUGUCAUCGAGCCUCACACCACCCGUACAAGAUUGUGCAUGGAGCUUGACGCGCUGCUCCACAAGCAGCUGUCAAACCCAUGGAAGAAGCAUGGAAACAUCCCUCUCUAGUUGCGACAGCAGGAGGCAAGGAAGCAGUUCAGACGUCAAGAGGCUGCAUGCUCGGCUGGCGGCGAGUGACGGAUACGAUGUGCCGACCUGAACCCCCACAGGAGCAGUCGUCCUGGCAGGGCUUGCGGAGCUCCAGCUCGACCUUGGAGCCUUCGGGCCCGCGAACCUGAUCGGGGACGGUCUUGACAUCCGUUGCUGGCUGCCCGUCGACGGAGAGCAGAAUAUCACCCUCCUGUUGUACAAGGAAAUCAUUCAAUCCC
Guillardia theta CCMP2712 is the source of this 1897-nucleotide messenger RNA. RefSeq lists its product as hypothetical. The coding region runs from base 18 to 1637 and encodes 539 amino acids. The record is from RefSeq and is a predicted model, not a curated record. The transcript is spliced from 14 exons. Gene Ontology annotation, molecular function: propionyl-CoA carboxylase activity. Gene Ontology annotation, cellular component: mitochondrion. NCBI's taxonomy places the organism in Eukaryota, Cryptophyceae, Pyrenomonadales, Geminigeraceae.